Mycena citricolor is the source of this 3225-nucleotide messenger RNA. Lineage: Eukaryota; Fungi; Basidiomycota; Agaricomycetes; Agaricales; Mycenaceae. The record is from the annotation of a GenBank genome assembly.
GAAAAUUCCGCGCAAAACAUUGCAUAUAUAAUGCUCACCAUAUCCGGCCCGUCUAUCGCCGGGCUGGCGGUUCCGCACCGCUCGGUGCAAUCCCUGGCAGUGUUCUCAGCGUGCUGCGGAGCGAAGAAGAACAAGAGCCCGCAGCCCCGGUGCGACUGAAGCCGAAGCCGCACAAAAAGGUCGCAACCGUGGCCAGCGCCCGCAAACGCUCACGCGCUGAGGAUCCGCAAGAUGAGGAUCUCCCAGCUCAGAAACGGCCAAAGCGGCAGCAGCGCAAGAGGGCUACCGCGCCGGCCAGCAAGACGCCAAGCGCCGCCUCAAAAGAAGGCUCGAGUGACUUCGGAAAGAAAAAAGAGGGUUUAGUUGAUGACUAUAUACUACUGCGCAUGCGCGAUAACAAAGGGAGGGAGGUGUAGCGCGUCAGUCCCGACGUGAUCGAUAGCCCCGUGGGUGGUGGAAGUGAUUGAGGAGAUAGCCGUUGAGCACUGGCACCAGUAACGUUGACUUUGAUUGAGCGCGAGGAUGCGCAGUGAGCUGCAGCGGCGGAAACGAGCCGAAGCACGAGCAUGACAUUUCUGACAACGAAGGUGAUGCACAAGCUAAGCCCACCACGCCAAGCCACGCAGACCAAGCCCCAUCAACCAAAUUCAAACUCCGACGUGCGGGGCAAGCCACUCACGCAAAGCCACGAUUUUCCGAUCAAAUAAACACAUUUACACCCACUUAUUGACACCCCCAUGUUGUCUUCCCUUCUCAAACUCCGAUACUACGCGGCGAGCCGCUUCGAUAAGCCAGCAAGCCAAGUUUUGCAAGCAUGAAUAGGUGGAGAACGUGGGUCAGUUAUAUCGGGACAUCUACCGUGGUAAGUGAAACUCAGCUGACUCGAUUCACGACCACGCUGCACCUACGGGCUUCGAAUCCGUGAUCUAGCGUCGUGGUGGAAAUGCACCUAGUCGGUGCCAGAGACCCCCCGGUCUAGGCGCGGCUUACACAUACCUAUCUGUCAAUGGGGCGGCACAGGCCCGCUCGAACAACGCGACGGACGUAACCGCGAGACGCUCUUGCCUCGUUCUGUCGCCAUCUGCGGUCUUAGCGAAGCCUUGCCGGAAAUAACCCUCGGCGACUUGUCGCCUCAGCUGUGCGGGAGCUGGGCGGCGUCUGCUGCGGCUGCAAAUAUGGCUCGCUGGUUUCCAUGACUGGGUACACAUUCCUCGAUCUCGCUCGUUGGUUUCUUUUGCGCUUCGAUAGCUACUGUCCUGACUCUGAUGGGCUAAGGUAUAAGAAGCAAAUCCAUGGGAGGGAGAGCAUAUCUCAACUUUUCUCUUUCUCCUCAUUCUACUCAUCAACUCUUUUCUCAAACUUUCUCAUGAGCAACUUGGAUUCGACAACGGUCGCCAUCUAUGGCCUUGUGGCCGUCCUCCCGGUUGCGAGUCUCCUCCUAUUCCAGAAGGUCAAUGAGAAGAACCCCGUCCCAGCAGUCAUCGGCUCGGAGGGCUUGAUCGCCUCAUUCAAGGCAGUGCGCUACUUCGUCGACGAGCCGCUCAAGGUCGUGCAGCAGGGUUACGACCAGUUCAAGGGCGGUGUGUUCAGAGUCCCCCGUCGCUGGCGCUGGGACUACAUCGUCUCGGGCAACCAGCGCAUCAAGGAAGUCGGCUCAGCUCCGGAGGAUGUUCUGUCCUUCAUUGAUGGAGCGGGAGAGGUCAUCCAGGCGAAGUACACGCAGGGCCAUGAGCUGUCGGACAACCCGUAUCAUAUCGCGGUCGUCCGGACGAGUCUGACGCGCAAUCUGGGGAAGAUCUUCCCUGAAGUGAGGGACGAGAUCGAGUGCGCGUUCGACGAGGUCUUCGCGCUGCCCGAAGACGACUGGAAACUUGUUCCUGUUCUUCCGUCCAUCAUGAAAGUGAUCGCGCGGACCAGCAAUCGUCUCUUUGUGGGACUCCCCCUGUGCAGAAAUGAAGACUUCCUUCGCUUGAACGUGCUCAACACAAUAGAGGUCGUUGAGCGUGGCCAGAAGCUGGCUGCCUACCCGGACUUCCUCAAACCGCUCGUCGCGCCGUUCAUCAUCACGAGGCAGAAGCGCAUGCGCGAGAUGUUAGGCUUUGUGGGCGACAUGAUCAAAGACCGCAUCGCCAAGGAUGAUGCGCUUGGUACCAACUAUGAAGGCAGACCUAACGACAUGAUCUCCUGGCUUCUCGAACUUGCCGACGCCGAAGGCAGAACCCCUGAUCGUAUCGCAGGACGCAUCCUGUCGCUCAAUAUGGCUGCUAUCCACACAACGUCAAUGGCUCUCACACACGCCAUCUUCUAUAUCACCACCUACCCGGAAUACCUCGAGCCUAUUCGUGAAGAGGUGGAGAAUGUCGUUCGGGCGGAGGGCUGGACCAAAUCAGCGCUGAACAGCAUGCACAAGCUGGACAGCUUCGUCAGAGAGACACAGCGGAUGGAGGGCAACGGACCAGUGACCAUGGCUCGCAAAGUCAUCGGAAAGGACGGUUUCACGUUCUCGGACGGAAUCAAUGUGCCUCGCGGAUCAUUCAUUUACGUUUCUGCGAAGCCCAUCCACUACGAUGCUAACCUGCAUGAAAACCCAAGGGUCUUCAAAGGGUUCCGCUACGCGCAACUUCGCGACGAAAAAGCCGACAAGCACACCGUCGAGGAGGGCAUCUUCAACAGCCACAUGGUCACGACCAGCAUGGAACAUCUGUCCUUCGGGCACGGAAAGCACGCCUGCCCCGGUCGCUUCUUCGCGGCCACUGAGAUCAAAGCGAUGUUGGCGCAUCUGAUCGUCAACUUCGAUAUGAAAGCCGAGGUGCCCGGUGUCCACCCCCCCAGUGAUGAGCAUGGGAUGGUUGCGGUGCCGAAUCAGAAGGCGGGAAUCUUCGUCCGCAGACGCCAAGUGUGAUCUCUAGCCUCCACACCACUGUUUAUAGCAUCACAACAUCACACUCUCUUUUACAUUUUACAUCCCAUUUCUUAGACAUUCCUCUUUAACUUGUCACUGAUGUCGAUGAUGCAAUCCGAUUGACUGUGCUCAACUUCAUCAUGUGGAAGUCCGUGUGUCAGAUACCUCCAGAUACAAGCUGAUUUUCCCAGCGAGAUACUUCUGCAUAAGGAGAUCUACUAACGCAUUCAAUCCGGCACUCUCGUUGGGAAAAGCGAACCUCACCUGGGACCUCGUUAUUCCUCUCAUCCCGCGCUGUGAAUGACGGAGGGUGCGCGUACGCG